AUGGAUCGCGGCAGCAGCUCCAGUCUCGCUAGCAGCGCCACCGUUGGCACCAACACCAUCACCAGCGGCAUUUCCAAGGAGUGCGCCAAUUACCCCGUCGGCAGUCAGUCGGCCCGUCCAUACGUCCAACUGCCGGGCACACACAUUUCCAACCCUCCCCAGUACGGGCCAGGGAAUAUGCAGGAAAUAGACGCUGGCAAAAUGGUGCACAACGGCAAGGCACUCACAGGGCGCUACAAUGCCACGCCCACCUAUGGCUUCGACAACGAGCAGAACUACUGCCUGUUGCCGUCUCCAAUGCCCCCUCCACCAUACGCCUUGGCACGCGUGAGCAGCACACGCAACUUUGAGCUCGAGAACCACACACCGCCGGCAUGUCCCGGCUCUGAACCCAUUGCCAUGACGAACGGCACCAUCCAGUUGCGCCUCCGCGAUGGCGUGCGCAUUGACAUGACUCUGGAUAAGGCGGUGUGCGUGCUCAAUCAGCGCAGCAUGGUGGCAGUUGCUCUAUCACGCAACUGCAGCAACUCGGCUUUGAUCCACCCCAAUGGACGCAUCUUUCAGAGCGGCGCUAAAGUCGAAAUAGUCACCUACGACGGCAUGAAGGGCAAUAACUUUGUUCGCUAUGCCAAGAUGUGGUACAAGGGUGUGAGCUUCACCAGCGAGGCGUGCGCUCUCAUCUACCUGGUGGACACAGCCGGGACGCGCACCACAACCGACACUUUCACCGAUCUGACCAAGGACUACACCCUGGCAGUGUUCUAUGAGUGA
Drosophila miranda is the source of this 771-nucleotide messenger RNA. RefSeq lists its product as uncharacterized. The transcript is spliced from 4 exons. The record is from RefSeq and is a predicted model, not a curated record. NCBI's taxonomy places the organism in Eukaryota, Metazoa, Arthropoda, Insecta, Diptera, Drosophilidae. Bases 1 to 771 code for a protein of 256 amino acids.